Messenger RNA from Gastrolobium bilobum, 1065 nucleotides. RefSeq names its product homeobox-leucine zipper protein HOX3-like. The coding region runs from base 124 to 780 and encodes 218 amino acids. The record is from RefSeq and is a predicted model, not a curated record. Gene Ontology annotation, biological process: regulation of DNA-templated transcription. NCBI's taxonomy places the organism in Eukaryota, Viridiplantae, Streptophyta, Magnoliopsida, Fabales, Fabaceae. The transcript is spliced from 4 exons. Gene Ontology annotation, molecular function: DNA-binding transcription factor activity, RNA polymerase II-specific; sequence-specific DNA binding.
CUCCUUCUGUUUCUUCACUUUACCUUUUUCCUCUCCUUUUUUGAUUAGAGAUCUUCUUCCUCGUCUUCUUCAUCACCAUCUCUUUCACCCUCUUCAUUAUUUCCUUCUCUUUUCACAUCUUCUAUGGCGGUUUUACCUAGAAGCUUCUCCAGCUUGGAAUUGACCAUGUCUGUCCCAGGCUUUCCUUCUUCACCAACUCUUCUUCCAUCAUCAUCUGUGAAAGAGUUGGACAUAAACCAAGUACCCUUAGAAGUAGCAUGGAUGGCAUCAAACAUGGAAGACGAAGAAGAAAGCAGCAAUGGAGACCCUCCCCGCAAGAAACUUCGUCUCACAAAGGAACAGUCCCGUCUCCUUGAAGAAAGCUUUAGACAAAAUCACACUUUAAACCCAAAGCAGAAAGAGUGUUUGGCAAUGCAGCUGAAGCUCCGACAGAGGCAGGUGGAGGUGUGGUUUCAGAACCGUAGGGCCAGGAGCAAGCUGAAGCAGACAGAGAUGGAAUGUGAGUAUCUGAAGAGGUGGUUUGGGUCACUGACAGAACAGAACCGGAGGCUACAAAGGGAGGUAGAGGAACUCAGGGCUAUGAAGGUGGGUCCACCCACUGUGCUAUCCCCUCACAGUUGCGAGCCAUUGCCAGCGUCAACCCUAACCAUGUGUCCCCGCUGUGAGCGUGUCACAACCACCGUUUCCGCCGCCGACAAAGCAGCCACCGCCGCCGCCACUUUGUCGCCUAAAGUGGUGACGCCUGCCCUCCAAUCCCGCCAACCUUCCGCGGCGUGUUGAACCGAUUUUAUUCUACUCGUGCACGGCACCUAAAUGAGACACGCAAUGCAAAACAAAACGUAACAAGAGUGAAGGAAAAUCAGAAACAUGUUUCAUAGCUUUUACAAAAAGGUGUGUUGAUGAGGGAGGGAAAAAAACUUUUGUUAUAAUAUUUCUCAAUGGUCAAUGCAUAUAUUUGCGCUUGAAUGCUAUAUUGCUUGUCAUUUUUCAAAUAUGAAAAUGGCACAAAAAUAACCUAAUUCAAAAUUUUCACAAGGCGUAUAUUUGAGUAGGGGGAAAAAAACA